Dicentrarchus labrax (European seabass) is the source of this 1614-nucleotide messenger RNA. It is a transcript of the gene comta, whose product is annotated as catechol-O-methyltransferase a. The record is from RefSeq and is a predicted model, not a curated record. Bases 271 to 1146 code for a protein of 291 amino acids. The transcript is spliced from 5 exons. Lineage: Eukaryota; Metazoa; Chordata; Actinopteri; Moronidae. Gene Ontology annotation, biological process: developmental process; catecholamine catabolic process; dopamine metabolic process. Gene Ontology annotation, molecular function: catechol O-methyltransferase activity.
GACAGACUGAGAGAGAGACAGAUACACGGACAGACAGACAGAGAGACAGAGAGAGAGACAGAGAGACAGAAAGACAGACAGACAGAGAGAGAGACAGAAAGACAGACAGACAGAGAGAACAAGAGAGAGACAGACAAAGAGAGAGACAGACAGACAGACAGACAGACAGACAGACAGAAGACUGAAAGAAGAAUAAGAAGAGUUAACGACACCAGCUGGUACUGAUACUGUAAUACUGCUUUUACUGUUAGUACAGAACUGAAGGUACUAAUGUUUCUCUGUCUGUCUCUCUGUCUGUCUCCUGUCUGUCUGUUUCUCUCUCUUUCUUUCUCCCUUUCUGUCUGUCUCUUUGUCAGUAUGUCUGUGCCCACAGUGUUGGUGGUCGUGGUCGCUGUGUGUGUUUUGUGUCGUUGUUUGAUUCCCUGGUUGGUUCAGUCUAACUCCACUCUGGCUCUGUUAUGGUACGAUGUCCUGCUGGAGAUGACGCUCGACUUCUUGACACGAACAACACGACCUCAGCGCCUCUUGCAGGCUGUCAGUAUAAAUGCAGUCAGAGGAGAUCCAGACAGCGUCAUCAAAGCCAUCGAUCACUUCUGUAAACACACAGAGUGGGCUAUGAACGUAGGAGACGAGAAAGGAGCCAUCUUGGAUUUGGUUGUCAUGGAAACCUGCCCUUCCACAGUGCUGGAGUUGGGGACGUACUGUGGUUACUCAACUGUCCGCAUCACCAGGUUGUUGCCCCCGGCAACAAAGCUAAUUACCGUAGAGAUGAACCCUGAGUAUGCUCAUGUGGCGCGACAGGUCAUCCAACAUGCAGGAUUGCAGGACAAGGUGUGUGUGCUGGAAGGUGAGUCAGCUGACCUGAUUCCCAAGAUGGCCAACAUGUUUGGAAUCCAGGCAUUUGACUUUGUUUUCCUGGACCACUGGAAGGAUCACUACCUGCCUGACAUCAGACUGCUGGAGGACUGCGGCCUGCUGGCUCAGGGCUCAGUGGUCCUGGCUGACAACGUGGUCUGCCCCGGAGCUCCAGACUACCUGAACUACGUCAGAUACAACCUGAAGUACAGCAGCAGGUUCUACCAGGCUCACCUGGAGUACACCAGAGUCCUCGACGGACUGGAGAGGUCUGAGUACCAGGGAGACUGAUCCGGACUGAACACCUGAAUCAUCACACCAGGACCAGGUUUACAGGGUCACGGUGUGUCUGUUUUAUGUUUUUGGCGGACAGGUCUAAAUACUACAAUACCCAUGAGCCUCAGCGACAGCUGCCCUGGAGAAGAGGUGUAAGUCAGAGUGGUAGAUAAUUCCAAACGCUUUACGUUGUUACUGAAACACAUUACCAUGCUAACUGAAUUCAAAGGGACACUGAAGCUGCAGGUUGUUCCUUUAGCUUCCACCUGCUGUGAUUGGGUGUUCAACUGCUGUUGUAAUGUCGUCAGCUUGUCAAUCAAUAGGUUUGGUGUUGUAGUUUUCUAACCAUGUUGUAAACAUUGUCCUCUAAAUGUGUAAAAUGUAUUUAAUGAACUCUUUUAUUAAUUCAUUAUGCACUUCCUGUUUCCUGUCCUGAUCUUUAUUAAAACAAACACACCUAUCACCUGCACGGUGGGAAGCCGG